UCGCGCAGCCAGCUGCUCACCGGGCGCUAUCAGAUCCAUACCGGCUUACAGCAUCUCCUCAUCAGGGUCUGCCAGCCCAGCUGUGUCCCCCUGGAUGAAAAACUCCUGCCCCAGCUCCUGAAGGAAGCAGGCUAUGCUACACAUAUGGUUGGGAAAUGGCACCUGGGAAUGUGCCAGAAAGAAUGUCUGCCAACACGCCGAGGAUUUGAUACCUACUUUGGAUACCUCCUAGGCAGUGAAAACUAUUACACCCACGAGGUCUGCGCACUGAUUGAACCCUUGAAUGUUACACGGUGUGCUCUCGAUUUCCGAGAUGGCGAAGAACCCGCAACAAAGUAUAACAAUACUUAUUCAACACACAUAUUUAGCCAAAGGGCUACAACCCUCAUAGCUAACCACCCACCAGAGAAGCCGCUGUUCCUCUACCUUGCUCUCCAGUCUGUCCAUGAUCCACUUCAGGUCCCUGAGGAAUACAUGAAGCCAUAUGACUUCAUCCAAGAUAAGCACAGACGUAUCUAUGCGGGCAUGGUGUCCCUCAUGGAUGAAGCAGUGGGAAAUGUCACCGCAGCUUUGAAGAGCCAUGGGCUCUGGAACAACACGGUGUUCGUCUUCUCCACAGACAAUGGUGGGCAGACUCUGUCUGGGGGCAACAACUGGCCGCUUCGAGGAAGGAAAUGGACCCUGUGGGAAGGAGGCAUCCGUGGAGUGGGCUUUGUGGCAAGCCCCUUGCUGAAACAAAAAGGCGUGAAGAGCCGGGAGCUCAUCCACAUCUCGGAUUGGCUCCCGACACUGGUGAAUCUGGCUGGCGGAAGCACCUAUGGGACCAAGCCUCUGGAUGGCUUCGAUGUGUGGAGAACCAUCAGUGAAGGAACCCCAUCCCCCAGAGUGGAGCUGCUGCAUAACAUUGAUCAGGACUUUUUUGACAGUUCGCCAUGUCCUGGCAAGAGCAUGGCUGAAGCAAAGAAUGAUUCUUUUCCUUUAAAAUAUUCUGCCUUUAAUACAUCUAUCCAUGCUGGGAUUAGAUACAAAAAUUGGAAACUCCUCACGGGCCACCCAGGCUGUGGUUUCUGGUUUCCACCUCCAUCUCAAUCCAACAUUUCUGAGAUACGUUCACUGGACUCAUCAUCCAAGACGCUCUGGCUGUUUGAUAUCAAUCAGGACCCUGAAGAAAGACACGACCUGUCUGAGAAGCAUCCCCACAUCGUCCUGAAGCUGCUUUCCCGCCUGCAGUACUACCAUGAGCACUCUGUGCCUUCAUACUUCCCACCCAUGGACCCCCGUUGUGAUCCCAAGGAUACUGGUGUGUGGAGCCCCUGGAUGUAGGGCUACAGAGGGGCAGGAGUCUGGAGCACAGUUAGGUGUAGGCUAGACCUCAGGCCCCUACUCUGCUGACUUCUCUCUCUUUUUAAAAUCACCCCAGUCCCCGCACCUAGCACUCAUGCUACAUAACCCACUGAAGGAGUCCAGUUUCAACCCACAGUACUGUAAAAGCUGGCUGAUCCUGCUGUUGGCUGGAGUUAGUGUCUGGAGCCCAGGGUGGCUGGGUUCAUCCUGCUUCCUAAACUGCAGUCGCUGGGAACUUGACAUAGAGAGCUAUUCCUGAGGCCAGAGCAGCUGGCUCUUUUUGCUUCACAAGUCAGUCAUUAGAACUCCCUCUGCUAAUAACCAAUUUUAUUGGCAAGACACAUGUAACGAAGAGAGCAGAUGAUUGCUAGUGGUUCUGCUGGCCAUAAGGGCUCCCUGUCUGUGAGAUCUUGUUCACCUUUCCACAUCCAUGACCCGCCAGCUCACCCCUCACUCACUCAUCUCACUGUGGAGCAGGAAGCCCAUUGCAAUAAGCCAGCAUAGAGGAUGCCUAUACCUUCAUUUUAGUUUCCAGAUAACUAAAUGUGUUUUAUCCUACUACCCCACCCACUAUUGCUCAUUCUGUCUAGACUUCUGCUAGCUUGGCUUGUGUGGCUCUAUUCUUGUUAUGCCUUUGGACUUUACUGUCCUGUGUCUGAGGUCACUUUCCCCUCUACUCCAAGCAUUCUGAGCUCUAGGAUAGUCUCAAGCCCUGCCCAGAGAGGGUGGACUAGUCAUUCCAUGGCCAUACUCAUGGGCAUUGUGAUUCUGUGGCAUCUGCAAAGAGGUUUAUUCCAGUUGCAUGGAAUCCAGCAAGAUUGUGGCUGUGCCACCCAAUAUGCCAUGAUCUAUGCUGCUUUCUCAAGUAUUGGGAAGAAAGGCCAGGAAAGCACUUUUGUCCUGAGAUGAUGGAAGGGGCAGUUUGAGAAAGGGAGUGGCCAGAGUUUGGUGUGUUGGCCUUAGUAAAGCCGAAGAGACAUCAUCCUUAUUCCUCUCAUUCUGUUUCACUGCCUCUUAUUAGGGUUCUGGGGUUGAAGAAUGAGGAUACUCUAUUUGACCUUCAACCCUUUCUCAGACCCUAUUAUAUCCCACCAAUGUGACUCCAUCCAGGUUAGCCUCAGAGAAGAUAGAAGCAGAACCAUGCUCCUCAUCAGCACCACUGCCUUGUUCCCAGCUUACACCAAUGCCUGCAACAGGGUCUGGGAUAUAGGCACCCAAUAUGCUUUUUUAAAUGAAUGAAUGAACCGAAUAAACAGGAAAGACUCACCAUGAAAGAUACUAGUCCAGUGAUCUGACUAAAAGGGCAGUAUAAAUAUCCUCUAGUCCAUGCUAGUCUGUCCUUAAGCUGUCCCCUCUGCUCUGGUGGGAGCAUGAUCUGCGUAUCUGGACAGUCACUGGCCUUGCAUGGCAGGGCUGUGAUAUCCUCUCUAGGGGGACAAAAGGGAAUUCUUUUUCUUAGGUGUUCUCCUUUCACAACAAUCUCCAUUCCCAUUCUUAGCUGAGCACUAGAAAUUAAAACAACCAAAUAAUAUGGUACAGGUCUUUGUGUAUAGCCAUCUUCAGUUCAGUAGCACUAUUUCCUAACCAUUAAUAUUCUGUAUUUUAUUGUGGUAAGACUAUUGCAAGAAAAUGGUGCUAAAGCUAAUGACAUCUUUUACCAAACUUUACUCAACUGGGCUGGCAGAUAGCUGGCCAUCAGGCCACCUCUUACUCCAGAGCCUAUGACAGAGAGUCUGAAUGGUGUGAGUCUGGACGCUCCUUCUGUCCCAUGGCUGUAGGUGGCCUUUAUUCUUCUGAGACCGAAGGCCACUAAUUCAUAACACCCAUUUGUUUUUCCCUUACAAUUUUCUAAGCAGCUGCCCUCAGUCCUAGCUCUUUGAUUGUGGGCUAUCCUUGGAAUGUUAACGGGUUAAAGAAGAUUUUAAGAAAGUAAUGUUAAAAAAUGACUAGAGAUUCUGUCUAGUAGAGCAAAUAGGAUGACAUAGGUCUCAGGAUCCAUCUCCUUGGAUUUUCAUGAUUUAUACAAAAAGAAAAGAUUCUUAACCUAUCUUUAGAAGUAUUAAUGUUAGUUCUUUCCAAAUGUGUUUACCUUUAAAGAAGGUUUUGUUUAUUAACUUUCGAACUUGUCUCUUUGUUACUGACUGUUCUAGAUUUGAGGGACAAAAUAAAAUUAACUUUUCUAAAACUGCCAGCCAAGGGGGUCUCUGCUUGUGAUUUUUGAAAGUUCAGGAGCUCAGCAGUGGUGGCAGCUGAAUGUCAUGAUGGACCCAUUGUACCAUAACACUGUAAGGUGGUGAAAAGGAAAGAUUUUGUGUGAUAGAGGCAUUGCCACAUUUUUUUUUCUGAUUUGCCAGUUUUAUAUUACAGGAAUUGUAUCUCAACACAUCUGUUACACAAAUAAGAGCAAAUAUAUUACAGGGUUUUGUUUUUUUUUUUUUUUAAAUAUGUACUGCCCAUGAGAUUGCUCAGAGGGUAAACCACUUAUCAUGUAAGCCAAAUAACCUGAGCUUGACUACAGAACCCACAUAAGAGUGGAAAGAACUGAUUCAAUAACUUGUCCUCUGACAUAUGUGCCCUGUCACACACAUAUACACAGUAGUAAUAAGUAAGCAUUUAAAAAGAAACAAGUGAGACAUUGCCCUAAAAACAUACAUCAUGGGGCUAGGGAUCAGAGUGCUUGACUCAUGCACUGGAUAGCACCACAGAAAAGGAACGUUCACUGCCAAGUAUUAGAGACAUCUAUAGUGGCAUCUUGUUUCACCAAUGAACUUGCCGUGGUGGCCCCAUCCUAGGGGCGUGGCUUCAGGUGUGCAGACAUGACCCCUUAUAAGGAAGAGGAGGGGUUGGCUGGCUCUCUUGGCCUGUAGUCAGAACUCCGGAAGGGCAGAGACUGCAUCUUCUGGAACAGGAAGAUCGAAGAGG
Messenger RNA from Cricetulus griseus (Chinese hamster), 4266 nucleotides. The record is from RefSeq and is a predicted model, not a curated record. NCBI's taxonomy places the organism in Eukaryota, Metazoa, Chordata, Mammalia, Rodentia, Cricetidae.